UCGCUUGUCGGAGGCCGGCUGACAGGCGACCGGGAACCUCCAAAGUUAUGGAACCGCGCUCGACCAGGAUAGGAGGCUGGCCAGCCAAUAAGGCUGCCAUCCCGCCGACUGCGGGGCUUUCCUUCGUAACUCUCCGGUGAUACUAGUUUGGAGGGCUUCCGGCCGGAGACCAUUAGAAAAGACGCCCGGAAGGCGGAAGUCUUAGGGCGGAAGUGGCCGAGAGAAAAGGAGCAUGGCGGCCGAGGCUUGGCUUUGGCGUUGGGGCUGGGGCUGGGGUCAGCGGUGCCCAGGGAGGCCUGGGCUUCCUGGCCCCGGCCCGGGCCCCACUACAUUUCUGCAUUUGCUUCUGUUGCUGGGGCCGGUGGCUGCGGAUAUAACCGACGGCAACAGUGAACACCUCAAGCGGGAGCACUCGCUCAUCAAGCCCUACCAAGGGGUCGGUUCCAGUUCCAUGCCGCUCUGGGACUUCCAAGGCAGCACGAUGCUUACGAGCCAGUACGUGCGUCUGACCCCUGACGAGCGCAGCAAAGAGGGCUCGAUCUGGAACCACCAGCCCUGCUUCCUUAAGGACUGGGAAAUGCAUGUCCACUUCAAAGUCCAUGGCACAGGGAAGAAGAAUCUCCAUGGAGAUGGCAUCGCCUUGUGGUACACCCGAGACAGGCUUGUACCAGGGCCUGUGUUUGGAAGCAAAGACAACUUCCAUGGUUUGGCCAUCUUCCUGGACACAUAUCCCAAUGAUGAAACCACUGAGCGUGUGUUCCCGUACAUCUCGGUGAUGGUGAACAAUGGCUCUCUGUCAUACGAUCAUAGCAAAGAUGGACGCUGGAGUGAGUUGUCAGGCUGCACAGCUGACUUCCGCAACCGGGACCAUGACACCUUCCUAGCUGUUCGCUAUUCCCGGGGCCGCCUCACGGUGAUGACCGACCUGGAGGACAAGAACGAGUGGAAGAACUGCAUCGAUAUCACUGGGGUUCGCCUGCCCACUGGCUACUACUUUGGGGCCUCUGCUGGCACCGGCGACCUGUCUGACAACCAUGACAUCAUCUCCAUCAAGCUGUUCCAGCUCACAGUGGAGCGGACGCCUGAGGAGGAGAGCAUCGACUGGACCAAGAUCGAGCCUGGCGUCAAUUUCCUCAAGUCCCCCAAAGACAAUGUGGAUGACCCCACUGGAAACUUCCGAAGUGGGCCCCUGACAGGAUGGAGGGUAUUCCUGCUGCUGCUGUGCGCGCUCCUAGGCAUCAUCGUCUGUGCUGUGGUGGGCGCCGUGGUGUUUCAGAAGCGCCAGGAGCGGAACAAGCGUUUCUACUGAGAGGCCGGUCUGGCUGGGAAGGGCCUGACCUUGGGCCAGGGCUCUUAUGUGAACUUUUUUCUACUGGGAUUGUAAAAACCAACGAACCUUAUUUCUUAACUGUUUCAAAGAAAUAAUUAAAGUAUUUUCAUACAUUUUGCUUCUUGCCCAGCUGAGACAGCGGGCAGGGCUGGGGUCAGGGUUUAGCAUCCCCACAGCCGGAGGUUCUUGGCCCAUCCCAAGGCUUGUUCUUGGAGCAAGGGAAUCUGUGUUUGGGGCCCAGGUGAGGCCCUGUGUAUGGGAUGGCUCUUAGGGUUCUAAGCAGUGCUUUUGUUCUGAGGCCUGUGGCAGCACACAGGGUUUGGGAUUCUGAGCCCCCACUGCCUCCCUGUAGCUUUUUACAAAGGCAGACCUCAGCUAAGGCUGGACGACCAUUCAGUAGGGCCAAGGUGUGACAAUUUACUAAAUAAAGUAGCCAGUCUCAGCCUCAUGCCUGUCCUAAGGGCUUUUUUUCAUAUCUGGUGAUUUCAAGUCCCUUCUCUCUGGUCUGCAGCAAUCCUAGAGAAGAGAGAUGGUGGCUGUCACAUUGCCAGUUGGGGAGUAUGACUCUCAGGUCCAGCAAGACUCACCAGUUCUGCCUAGUAUGCAGUGUUUUGGGAAUAGGGUACUGUAUGCAGGAUGUGACCUCAGGCCAGUGCACAAGCACUGGGGAUGGAGGGGGCAAUGCCAGAAAUCUUGAGGAGGCUGAGGUAAUCUGGAAGGAGCUGCUGAGCCAGGAAUGGAUGACAGCUGGACCAGCAGUGCUGUUCCCUGAGUGGAAGGCAAGCAUUCCCACAGCCAGCUUCUGGUCUUCGCCACCCAAGGCUCCCGCCAUGGAGAACUGUGUCCUCUCCGGCCCAGCUCUGGUCACUACACUGUCCCUCGCUGGGGACUUACCAAGUCUGUCUCCUUCCGCAUCCCCUUCCCACACAGUCAAGUAAUGCUUGUUCUAUUUCUCACAAGCAAAGGCGGCCAUCUCUGCACCGUGGCUUCCUCAGUUCACUUUGUUGCUGUAGGUAGUGGUGGAAGCCCAUGGAGUAAACAUGGCUCUUUUCAGUACCACCAUCUUCACUUUCUCUUAGCAGAGCUGCUCACUAAGCUAGCUGCUAGGAGCCAUGACGGCCAUGGUUAGGUGUCCAGAGGUAGUUCACAGCAGCUGCCAGCUUCCAGCUUCUUCCCAGGUUUAUGAGCCUGUCAUGGAGCCUCAGAGGAACCCCCAUCCUUCCUUUUGACACAUUGCUUUCCAAGCAUGCAUUGCUUGUUUACCAUGACACUCAGCAUGUAGGGCGUGUCCAGGUAGUUACAUAGUGCUGGCGUGACAGCCAGGCCUGGAACCUGGAGCAUCAGGUUUCUGGCGUCCGGAAGCACUACAGUCUUUGGAUUGGCCUUUAGUUCUUGGUUCUAACUUGGCACUUCCUGGUGUCCUGAGUUAUUUAGGCACCUUAUAAUCAAGAUGUACCUCUGUGUAUUAAAGCCACCUUGUCAGCAGCUGCUGUAGCAUUGGGAGGUAACUCAGUCAAUAAAACACUUGUGUGACAGUACUGGCGGCUGAUGGUCUCUGGGGCUCACUCAUCCAGUUGGGGACUUCCAUGCCAAAGGAGGCACAUGGCAUUCCCAAAGCUGUCCCCUGAUCGCCACACACAUGGCAUUAAAAAAAAAAGCCCGUUUUCUCCACAUUUGGCCUAGUAAGUCUUGUGGGGUAGGACCAGGCGAGGUCUGUAACAAACCUCAGUGCGGGCACUUAGGGAUCUUGUGGGCGUGUUCACCUUCCAGGUGCAUAUCCUCGAUGUACUGUGAAAAACAGUUUCUAAGUUCAUCCCCAGAGUUGUCUGUUUUCACACAGGAAUGAUUCCUCAAUGAGCUCUUAAAAAUGGAGCUCCUUCCUCAUCACUGAGACAUAUAAUUCGUGCAUACCCUUCCUCGUGUCUUCUCUGCAGGAUCGAGAAUGCAAACUAGCGGGCUCCCAUGGCCGCCUCUGUCUCCUCCCCACAAAGAUGAUGGUUGUUAAAGUGUUCUUUCAAUCGUGUAUUUUAAAACUUUGUUUUGUUUUAAAAGCCUUUCAAUAGUGUUUGGAUGUAUUCCUCAGCUCUCGAGCCCUGCUGUGCCCUGGUCAUGUAGCCCAAGACGCCUUCUGGGUGGGCAUGCUGGUGCCCGUGCUCUGGUUAUGUCACCCGGUACUGGAAGAUGGCCCCCGGCAGUGCUUGCACAUGGUGCCGCCUCAAAUGGUCUGCAUUGUGUUCACACAUCAUGAGAAGUUUGUAUCUGGUUCCAUUCUGAAGAGAAUUGUUCUCUCCUUCCCACCCCUCACCUCCGACCUCCUCCACACCGGGCCUCAGAGUUCAGCUUUGCUGUGUGCUUUUCUGCACCAGGCUGACGGUCUCUGAUGCUUUAUUUCCAACCCCUUUUACUGAUGUUGAGGCAUUCUUAUUUUCAGCCUUCUGGUUAUAGGCUUGCAGAGGUUCCUUCCCACACGCUUGGCUUCCUGAUUUGCUAAUGACGUCAUUUGAUGUGCUAUCUGCAUUUAAGUGGCACUUAUUAAUCUUUUCCAAAGAUGAUUUUCCUGAAGGUUUCUAACUUUGGCCUUUAAAAAUUUGCACUUUGUUGAGGUGGGUCUUGCACAGUGCUGAUGUCAUCGUCCCUGCUGUCUCCACCCAGUUGUGGUGGAGCCUUUCUGACUCACUCAUCCUCCAGCACCCACGGUUGGUCCCCAGACGCCUACUCCUGACCCGGUCCCUUUUUCUUCUCAUUGACUGGGAUGCUUCUCCUCCCUGUGGCUCAGGGGAGCUGGAAGGUGUCCGGUGUGGAAAGUCGGCUCCUCUUCCUGCCUGGAAUGUGGUAGGACCCUGGGGUGAAGAAGCACCUGGACUGGGGGCCGGAGAGAGCACAUACCUGUUAGAUAGGGGGCUCCAGGUCAGAACUGAAGCCCUGCCUCAAGCCUUAGAUUGUCAACUGCUGGGGUUUUAUUUUUGUGUGUAUGUGAAAGAAAUAAAUCCCUAUUUGUUCAAA
Messenger RNA from Mastomys coucha (southern multimammate mouse), 4333 nucleotides. It is a transcript of the gene Lman2, whose product is annotated as lectin, mannose binding 2. Lineage: Eukaryota; Metazoa; Chordata; Mammalia; Rodentia; Muridae. Gene Ontology annotation, biological process: endoplasmic reticulum organization; endoplasmic reticulum to Golgi vesicle-mediated transport; Golgi organization. The transcript is spliced from 8 exons. The record is from RefSeq and is a predicted model, not a curated record. Gene Ontology annotation, molecular function: D-mannose binding. Bases 233 to 1309 code for a protein of 358 amino acids. Gene Ontology annotation, cellular component: COPII-coated ER to Golgi transport vesicle; Golgi membrane; endoplasmic reticulum membrane.